AUGGACGCUUUGAGCGAGAAAUCGCCAAACCAGGCCGGACAAAGUCCGCACGGUGAAAACAAAAAUCAAGUGCCUGACAUUCUGACUGAUAUUGAGGCGCAGUUAGCCAAAAUGGAGGGACUCAACGAUGAAGGUAGUAGCAGCAAUACCAAUGCAACUUCCGAUGGGGGAUUAUCAAGAUUACUGUCGGGAGAAGUUCAAGUGCCAACGAAUUCUGUAUCUUCGGACAAGAUGCAGUUUCGUUCUCCCAACGUCGUGUGUCCACCGGAUAGUGUAGUUCCUAAAGUGCCUACACCGGGGGCCAUACAAUCGACGUUGUCAUCGUCCAGACUGCAGUCAGGACCUUUUCCUUUUACGAGCAUGAAUCAGGCGAUUCAGAGCCGGGAGAACAGCUCACUAGGAGGAGGAGGGACAGGUGGAAACGUGAGCACGUCAACUUCUUUCACACCACCACCACCUUAUCCUGGUAAACAUCCACCGGUGACGUUGUCGAGUCCGUUGCUUGUCAAUUUGCUUCAAAAUGACGGAACUUCUGCGACCACGACGACGACGACAAAAUCAGAUGUAGAAGGAUCGGGUAAAAUUCAAGCAAACGGUUCUAUGUUGCACCCGAACGUCUCAAAAAGCCUUACUCAAAUUUCCACUGUAAAAAGUCAUCCGCCUCCACCAUCACCUUCAUCAUCAUUCGCGCCGAAAACGAUCCCGAGCGUUCCUGCACGAACAACAGGCGUCUAUUCUGCGUCAGCUGUGACCGUUCAAAAUCAUAUUCCACCACCACCGCCUCCCCUUCAUCCAAAGAUCGUACAUUCACAACCGACCGUUACCGUAAACAGUAGUCUCAAUACGGACACCUGUUACAAACAACUAGUUCAUCAUCAGCGAAUCAAUAGUAAUAGUGUUAGUGCUUCAUCAAACAAUGCAAAAGUGCCCGCGCUUGUCUCGAACAGUGCCGUCGUUCAACAACAACAAACAACUAAUAAUUCGUUACCGGAUCGACAGUGUUCGACGAUGAUUGCGAAACCUAGUGCCGUUCUCCAAAACUCAGGUGAACUGGAACUGUCCAGUCAAUCGAUAGUUGCUAACAAAAUGCCACAACACACUGCACUCACUUCAAACAAUAAUAGUAGUAGUAGUGUCUCAUUAAUUCAACAGUCAUCCUCGAUCCUUGACGAUGCAAAAAGCAUUGCGUUUCGAUCGUGUUCGCCAAGUUUGAUGGACGAUUUGACUCCAACGUUAACGGAUUUGAAGGAAUCCGAUUUGGACCAGUUGUUACCAACUCUUGAACACGACAUUGCAAGUAGUCCACCAGAGCUGCCUGAGGUGUUCACCGACACCAAAGAUCGUCGUAAGUUUCUAAUCAAUCCACUGACGGGGGAGCUCGAAUUGCAAUCCAGCAGCGACGAGAGUGAAUGUGAUCCAGAUGAGCAGAUAAAAAAUGUGUUCACGGACCUGUCUUCACCUGCAGCGUCUGUUUCCGACGAUGACAUUGGUUCCUUAUCGAACCCAUCAACCACGACAAUGAUGGUAACUACAGCGUCGAAUCGAUUGCCGUUGGAUGCAACCACUGGAACUGCGUUGGAUCAUACCGGUAGCGACACGACAACAUCGGCGAAAAGUUCGAAACUAAAAAGUACAAAAGGGAGGCCAGAACGUUGCAUUGGCGGUCGUGAUUCUCCCAAAUUGAAACCGACUGAGAAAAUCAAAUUACGGUUGAAAUUGGAAAAAUCGGAACCAGUGAGCAGUGGGUACAAGGUCGAUGUGAGUUUUAUCAACACACCCCCGAAGAAAGCAACAACUUCAAACGUGAUAGCUACAGGUGAAGAAUUGCGUGUACCUCCACUUCACAUUUCACUAAGAGGUCGCAAUCAUGUUGUAAUUAACAAUAAAAAAAAGGUAAAAACAAAUGCAGAUGGUAACUUGAACAAACCGAAAGUUCGGAAAGCUCAAAUCGAGUUUAAGCCCAGAAAAGUGGGAGAAUCGGACAUGGAAUCGGACGAUCGCUCUUUAUCGCCUUUAAACAAAACUAAUAGCAGUGGCGAUUUUGCAAACACCAGUAAUAUACCGCCCGACCACACCAAAACCAGUGCCUUGGAUUCGAGAAAAAUCAGGAAGAUAAAAUCUGUACAAGAACACCGUGAACAAAACUUGCUUACGGGCGGUCACUUAGUCGAUCGAAGUAAAGAGUACGAACACCAAGUGGUUUACAAUACCCAUUUCAAAGAGAAAUUGAAAGAAAGACGAGGUAGCGAUUCGGAAUUGGCCCACAGCGCAAAACGGUUACUGGACAACAACGGAUUAAUUUCGGUUGAUAAGAAGAGGAGGCUCAGCCAGACAGACCACUUCGAUGAAUCUCAUCAGUCAUUAGUCGUGGGUUCGACCAACAUUGGUACAGUAUCAACACUCAGUCCAAAACCAAAAAAAGAGAAAUUGAAAGCAAAAGAUGGAAACAGCAAAGGUAAAGAGAUUGAUCGAAGUAAAAGUUAUGCGAAAAAUGUAGCUGAUAAACUUGCAAGCAAACAAGUCGCCCUUCCGACCGGUGAAAUUGACAUGGAAGCCAAGUUCAAACAGCGACUACUCGAAAACACUACGACAUCAGAUAAAGUACAUAAUAAUAACAGGUCGUACAGAACUACUGAAAAUAGUAACCUACAGAAGACGGACGAUGAGACAGAGAAUCUGGUGCCGAUAUUACCUAACCCGAUUCCGCACAAAGAUAAACCUCCUGAAAUAAUAGAUCAAAAGGCGGAUUUGACAGAGAAACAAGCCAGUCGGUCGCCAACUUCGGGUGGCCAGGGUGAAGAUAGCGGCAUUGAAAGCAUGGACGCUUUGAGCGAGAAAUCGCCAAACCAGGCCGGACAAAGUCCGCACGGUGAAAACAAAAAUCAAGUGCCUGACAUUCUGACUGAUAUUGAGGCGCAGUUAGCCAAAAUGGAGGGACUCAACGGUGAGGAAGAUAUGAACGAAAACAAACAGGACGGCACUACAAAACUAGAACAAUGUUGCGGUCUUACACCGUCGUCGGUCUCAGUAGUUCCAGAGCAACAGAGUAAAGAAACGCCUGGGACGGGCGUAGACCUUAUACCUGAUGGGAAAGACGACGAUUUGGACCCUUUACCAGUUCGUGUAACACCGCCCUUAUACACGUAUUCGAACGCCGAAAAAUCGGUAACGGUACGAAACGACGCUGAGAGUCCUACGUUCGAUUCGGACAGCAACUCGUGUCCGGUCGCUUUAAAGAGUAAAAGUCUUCUCGAACAACUCCUGAUAGAUAUUCCAGACAGUCAGACGCCCAGUUCGCCCAGCCCCGUGACACGAUCGCUGCGAACGCGAGCCUGUUCGAAACUGAACAGUCCUGAACUACUAAAUUCGCCUCCCGUGUCACGUGACAACCAAAAAUUGAAGAACGUCGUCGCGUCGGUUCCAGUGGCGACGGCAGCGACGCCGGCCGUCGCCAAACGAAAGAGACAUGAGUCGGAAAAUUCGAUCAACGCCGAUGACGCGUCUGUUCGCAGCAACAGCAAAAAGACGCGUAAAUGUUCAGAGAACGCUACGGAACUCAUCAAAGCUUGUAUGGGGGUCGAGACGCCGACAAAGUCAACGAUUCCAAUUGUGGUGGUUGGCAGGGAGAAGAAAAUAACGACGACGAUGACGACGACUACCACAACUGCCGGAUCAGGUGGAGGAAACAGCGGUCGGUUGAUAGCGGACGAAAGUUCGGACAGCGACGAACCUUUGAUCGAGGUAGCAGGCAAGGUGCGGAAGAACAACAACAUCGCCAGCAGUGGUGUAAGUGUCGGUAUCACGCCUAAAACAAAAACGAAACUGGCAACGUCAAUCCAAACGCCUGCAACUACAAUUAAUAAAACUGGGUCUAUAAAUACACGGCGUUCCGUUCGUGCUACGCCUGCGCUGAACACGCGAAGUAAGGGUGACAGGGUGCAGCCUGAUGCCGAAGUUUUACGGCGAAAAACUAGGAGUUCAGUAACGGAGGGCGAAAGCAAAAGGCGGAAAGACGUGAAGUGACGAUGCCUGGGAGGCUGCACUUGCUGCAGCCCUCUACCGCCUGCCCCCGGC
Molecule: messenger RNA, 4074 nt
Organism: Agrilus planipennis (emerald ash borer)
Lineage: Eukaryota; Metazoa; Arthropoda; Insecta; Coleoptera; Buprestidae
Exons: 4
Coding region: 1-4023 (1340 amino acids)
Source: RefSeq, a predicted model, not a curated record